GCCAUGCAGUCUAAGCACCUUGGUUCCCAGAACCCAAGUUGUAAGAUCAUGACCUUCUACCCAACCAUGGAAGAAUUUGCGGACUUCAACAAAUACAUCGCUUACAUAGAAUCGCAAGGGGCCCACCGAGCAGGCUUGGCUAAGAUAGUUCCACCCAAGGAAUGGAAAGCCAGACAGACCUACGACGAUAUCGAUGACAUCUUAAUAGCCGCUCCGCUGCAGCAGGUGGUCUCUGGGAGGGCAGGUGUGUUUACUCAAUACCAUAAAAAGAAGAAAGCCAUGACCGUGGCAGAGUACCGCCGCUUAGCAAAUACUGAAAAAUACCAGACUCCAUUCUACUCCGAUUUUGAGGAAUUGGAGCGAAAAUAUUGGAAAACCCGCCUGUACGAGUCCCCGAUAUACGGCGCGGACAUCAGUGGCUCUUUAUUUGAUGAAACCACGAAGCAGUGGAACCUGGGGCACCUGGGCACCAUCCAGGACCUGCUGGAGCAGGAGUGCGGCGUGGUCAUCGAGGGCGUCAACACCCCCUACCUGUACUUCGGCAUGUGGAAGACCGCCUUCGCCUGGCACACGGAGGACAUGGACCUUUACAGCAUCAACUUCCUGCACUUCGGGGAGCCCAAGACCUGGUACGCGGUGCCGCCCGAGCACGGCCGGCGCCUGGAACGCCUGGCCGGCGAGCUCUUCCCGGGCAGCUCGCGGGGCUGCGAGGCCUUCCUGCGGCACAAGGCGGCGCUCAUCUCGCCCACGGUGCUCCGGGACAACGGCAUCCCGUUCGGUCGGGUCACGCAGGAGGCGGGCGAGUUCAUGGUCACCUUCCCCUACGGCUACCACUCGGGCUUCAACCACGGCUUCAACUGCGCCGAGGCCAUCAACUUCGCCACCCCGCGCUGGGUCGAUUAUGGCAAAGCGGCCUCGCAGUGCAGCUGCGGCGAGGCGCAGGUGGCCUUCUCCAUGGACGCCUUCGUGCGCAUCCUGCAGCCCGAGCGCUAUGAGCUGUGGAAGCGCGGGCAGGACCGGGCGGUGGUGAACCACGCCGAGCCCGCGGCGCCGGGCGGCCGGGAGCUGAGCGCCUGGAGGGAGGUGCACUCGCCCUGGGGAACCUGGCUCGCCUGCAACUCCCUGGAGCCGCGCCAGACCCCGCCGCGGACGCCAGGGUACUCCAGAGCUGACUGUCCGACCCAGGCGAAGAAGAGCCUCUCCAAAGACUCAGAUCUGAGACGCAGCCCCGCCCUGCAGAGCGACCCUGGAUGGAACAACCCAGCCCGUGGGCCCCAACGUCUUGCUGAGGCCUCCGAGUAUGACUGCUCUUAG
Dama dama (fallow deer) is the source of this 1314-nucleotide messenger RNA. RefSeq names its product lysine-specific demethylase 4D-like. Gene Ontology annotation, molecular function: histone H3K9 demethylase activity. Gene Ontology annotation, biological process: chromatin remodeling. Gene Ontology annotation, cellular component: nucleus. The record is from RefSeq and is a predicted model, not a curated record. Bases 4 to 1314 code for a protein of 436 amino acids. Lineage: Eukaryota; Metazoa; Chordata; Mammalia; Artiodactyla; Cervidae. The transcript is spliced from 2 exons.